AUGGCCAACAAGAAGAAAAACAGCAUCGUCAACAACAAGAAAAACAGCAGCGUCAACAACAAGAACAACAGCAUCGCCAUCAAGAACAAAAACAGCAUGGCCAACAAGAAGAAAAACAGCAUCUCCAACAAGAAGAAAAACAGCAUUUCCAACAAGAAGAAAAACAGCAUCGCCAUCAAGAAGAAAAACGGCAUCGCUUACAAAAAGAAAAAUAGCAUCGCUUACAAAAAGAAAAACAGCAUCUCCAAUAAGGAGAAAAACAGCAUCUCCAACAAGAAGAAAAACAGCAUUUCCAACAAGAAGAAAAACAGCAUAGCCAACAAGAAGAAAAACAGCAUCUCCAACAAGAACAAAAACAGCAUCUCCAACAUGAAGAAAAACAGCAUCCCCAACAAGAAGAAAAACAGCAUCCCCAACAUGAAGAAAAACAGCAUCUCCAACAAGAAGAAAAACAGCAUCACCAUCAAGAAGAAAACGGCAUCGCAAACAAAAAAGAAAAACAGCAUCACCAACAAGAAGAAAACAGCAUCGCCAUCAAGAAGAAAAAACGGCAUCGCUUACAAAAAGAAAAACAGCAUCGCUUACAAAAAGAAAAACAAUAUCUCCAUCAGAACAAAAACAGCAUCGCCAACAUGA
This is a messenger RNA of Liolophura sinensis, 636 nucleotides long. RefSeq lists its product as uncharacterized. The coding region runs from base 1 to 636 and encodes 211 amino acids. The transcript has a single exon. The record is from RefSeq and is a predicted model, not a curated record. Lineage: Eukaryota; Metazoa; Mollusca; Polyplacophora; Chitonida; Chitonidae.